AUGCCUAGACGGCGGGGAUCAGGUGUCUUCUGUGCCAACUGUUUGACUACCAAGACAUCACUGUGGAGGAAGAAUGCCAACGGGGGAUACGUCUGCAAUGCGUGUGGCCUUUAUCAGAAACUUCACUCGACUCCAAGGCCACUAAACAUAAUCAAGCAGAAUAACGGAGAGCAAAUCAUUCGUCGUCGCACACGGAAGCGCCUAAACCCUGAAAGUGUUGCGACAGACCAAGCAAGCUCCAAGCAGCAGCGUGUCAGCACUGAGGAUCGGCUUAAUGGAAGCCCAUUGGAGCGCAGGUCAGACGAUCCUGGAAUUGAACCCCAUGUCCAGCCAGGCAAAGGCCAGCCCAGCCCAUGCUCCACCCACGCCUUCCUGCUUAGCCAGACGCUGGAGAUCCACAAGCGAAUGCCACCUCUGAAUGCUCACAAGAGCCCUGGUGAGGGGACAGGACCCGAGGGCAAUGGACCAGGAGCAGGCACACAGAUCGCUUCUGAAAGAGGCAGUCCUAUCGAAAAGUACUUACAUCCAUCUAAGCAGGCAAGCUACUCACCUCCAGGCAGCCCAAUAGAAAAAUACCAGUAUCCUGUGUUAAGCUUACCUAUGGUCCCCACUGAGCUGCAGAGUGAGACUGACUGGCUACGCUUUUGGGCCAAAUACAAGAUGGCCAUGCCAGGCAACCCAUGGCCUCACUUCGGUCUACCUAACCCAUGCCAAAGCUUUGUGCCUUACCCCACUUUUAGUCUCCCUCCUCACUUCCAACCACCUCCACCUUCUGGACCUGAAAGUGACACCCCUCUUGAUCUGGCUAUUAAGCAUCAUUCCAAACCCAGCCCCCUGCCCAAUGGUUCCACUGUGCCCAAGGAAAAAGUCCCGCUGGAAAAAUGGUCACCUCCAAUGGCAGAUAAGGACAAAGAGGAGGAUGUCAUCAUGUCACAGCCUGCCAAGGGCUGUGAUCAGGGUACCCAGGAUGAGCUCUGCAGCAAGUGUGCCCACUGUGGGAUUGUCUUCCUGGAUGAAGUCAUGUACGCUCUGCAUAUGAGCUGCCAUGGUGAUGGUGGGCCCUUUCAGUGCAGCAUCUGCCUACAUGCCUGCUCUGAUAAAUAUGACUUCACCACCCACAUCCAACGAGGCCUCCACCGCCCUGCGGCAGACACCAGUGCUAAGGCCACAGAUGAGUGAAGCACAGAUACAGGAGUACGGAAGGAAGUCAUUCAAAGACUCAGCGAAAGAGAAAAGAUAGAUUUUAAUCUAUCUAUGCAUAGAUUUUUUUUUCUAUGAUCAAAAGGUGCCAAUUUGGCUCCUGGUGCCUCAGCAGCAUGUAAGGAGCUUUUUAUCAUAGCAUUUGU
Trichomycterus rosablanca is the source of this 1346-nucleotide messenger RNA. RefSeq names its product zinc finger transcription factor Trps1-like. Gene Ontology annotation, cellular component: nucleus. Gene Ontology annotation, biological process: regulation of transcription by RNA polymerase II. The coding region runs from base 1 to 1179 and encodes 392 amino acids. Lineage: Eukaryota; Metazoa; Chordata; Actinopteri; Siluriformes; Trichomycteridae. The transcript is spliced from 3 exons. The record is from RefSeq and is a predicted model, not a curated record. Gene Ontology annotation, molecular function: DNA-binding transcription factor activity; zinc ion binding; RNA polymerase II transcription regulatory region sequence-specific DNA binding.